Messenger RNA from Drosophila elegans, 1770 nucleotides. RefSeq names its product putative tRNA pseudouridine synthase Pus10 (gene Pus10). NCBI's taxonomy places the organism in Eukaryota, Metazoa, Arthropoda, Insecta, Diptera, Drosophilidae. Gene Ontology annotation, molecular function: RNA binding; pseudouridine synthase activity. Bases 1 to 1524 code for a protein of 507 amino acids. The transcript is spliced from 2 exons. The record is from RefSeq and is a predicted model, not a curated record. Gene Ontology annotation, biological process: tRNA pseudouridine synthesis.
AUGAAAAACCAGGAUUUGGUGGACUACUUGAGGUCCUGCGGCGUGUGCGAGAUCUGCCAGUUGCGUUACCUGAAGGCCAGGGGCUCGGAGUACAAGGAUGUAAAGGAAACCCUGCGAAAGUUGGAUGUAAGAGUGAAUGAAAUUGUGGAGAAUGGGGAGGCUGCCAUAUCCCCCGACGAUCGACCUGCCAAGAAAGCCCGCCUAGGCGUUUGUCCUACGUGCUUGGGUUUGUUCUCAGAGGACUUUCAGAUGGAGCUCCUCGGGGGCAUUUUGGCUUCGGACUUUGCCAAAUACGAUUGCCAGAAAAUAGUUUUGGCCAUUUGUUUGCCCAUGUCCCUGCAGCUGAAACAGUUGGCCAUGUGGUUUGCAUUGCAGAGAAAGUUUGGAGCAGAUGUGGACGGUAGUAAUCCCCCAGACGUGCCCAUAAAAGAGGCUGUCAAACUCAUCCUACACCCCAUAAUCUGUGAGAAGUUGGGCAAGGAGUACGAUGCCAACGGACUGAUGAUAAAUAUAGACCUCACCCACAAACUGGAAGACGAGGAGGUGGAGAAACUGGUGAAAUUAAACAGGGAGGCCUUUCCCGCUAAGGCUGCGUAUCAGAAACGCGUUGAAAUUUCGAGGGGUUUACUGGAGAAGCAGUAUCAACCCUCCAAAGUAAAGGCGGAAACCUUUGAGAAGUACUUCCAGAUACCUUGCUCGAACGUAGAGGAACCUGUGAGGCUUACGUCCAUAAACCUGCAAGGGCCCUUGAUCUGUGUGGCUGGCAGAUAUCGAAAGUUGAGCAGGGAACUCUCGCACACUCCGUGGAUUAUGAAUGGCCAACGACUUAUGGAGGACAGUAUUGAGGAAAUAAUCAUCAGACAUGUGGGUCCCCAUUUCGCAGAUAAGCUGGACAAGAUCACCUUUAUGUCGAGUGGCAGGGAAGAUGUUGAUGUCCGUUGUCUCGGAAAGGGCAGACCCUUUGUUUUGGAAAUACCAAAUGCCCUAAACAGUUCUUUAAGUAAAGAGCAAGCUUACAAGAUGGAACAGGCCGUGGAUGCAUCUGGAAAAGUGUCCAUACUGAAUCUACAGGUUGUGGCCAGAGAAGAUUUAACCCAAAUUAAGACUGGAGAAGAACAGAAAAGGAAAUUCUAUCGCGCUCUUUGCGCUUUGAAUGAACCUGUUUCUGUAGAGGUCCUGAAAAAACUGCAAAUUCCACAAAGCUUUGAAAUCCAGCAAAAGACUCCUAUAAGAGUCCUUCAUCGUCGUCCUUUACACACGCGUCCUAGAACGAUAUACAGUGUGAAAGCAAAAAUACAGCGCGGAAAUUCUAGAGCUCUGGUCAUCGACAUUGUCACUCAAGCGGGCACUUACAUAAAGGAGCUGGUUCAUGGCGAAUUUGGACGGACCACGCCAUCAUUGUCCUCGAUUGUAGGCAAACCCAUCGAUAUACAAGCGCUGGAUGUAGUAGGAAUCGAUUUGGAAUGGCCACCAGAGGUGGACAACUCAUUACAUACAGAGGAGGCUCAUCAAAACAAAAGGUAAAAAUAUCCUCAGCGACUGAUUUGUUAUGGUUAAAUUGUCAUCUUCCUGAAAGUCUACAAUCCAGAAUUUAAAAUCGCAACCAUCAGUGCAGAAUAAACCCACAAAGUUAUAUAAGUGUUUUACUUGCUGAUAGGGAUAUAAUGGAUCAAAUUUAACUUUGGGUAACCUUUCUCCAAGCGAUCCCAAAACUAAAAAAUUAAAAAAUAUAACAAUAAAGGACAAAAGCCUUGGCAAACCAAAAAUAAA